Messenger RNA from Cladocopium goreaui, 5127 nucleotides. The record is from the annotation of a GenBank genome assembly. Lineage: Eukaryota; Dinophyceae; Suessiales; Symbiodiniaceae.
AUGGCAGCCUCGUUAGAUCGCGAUGAUCGCUCCAAGCUGGAUGUGUUUGAUGGAACAGACCAUGGGCAAUACCGCACAUGGAAGCGUAGGGCACAGUUAAUGCUAGCUGGUCUACCCAGCACAGUGGCUAGUGCCAAACAUGGUGCAAGACUCAUGGAAUUCGUCAAGGGUGAAGCAGAACAGCUUUUUGACACCCUGGACGUUGAGGACCUGAUCAAAGAGGGCGGUGCCAAGCUCAUCUUUGAGACUUUAGAUGCCAAGUACAUGCCCCAACCGCGUGAUCUGCUUCAGGCUGCGCUUCGUGGGUUCUUCUACGAGUUGAGCAUCAAAAGUGGCGAGAGCUAUCCACAGUUCUUUGCGAGAUUCGAUGCUCAAGUUCGCAAACUACGGGAACAGGAGGUGCAGCUACCAGACAAGGUGACUGGCUUCAUGUUGAUCAAAAAGCUGAGGCUCGACAGUGCUCAAGAGAGCCUGGUCCUUACUGCAACAAAGGGAUCCCUGGAGUUCAAGGAUGUGUUUGACUCGGUGCGGGCCAUCUUUCCAGAAGGAAGAGGAAGCGCCAAAAACACCAAAGAGGUGUUCCAAGCCGAGUUGGAAGAGCAGGCGACAGUGGCUUCUGCUUUUCAAGAACCUGUGGGACAGUUCGAUGAGAUGCAAGAAGUCUUGGAGAUCCUGACAGAUCCAUACCAAGACAGUGGGGACGAAGAGGAAACCUUGGAAUGCUUUGAGAGCUAUGUCGACAUCAGGAAGAAGCUGCAAGAGAGAAAGAAGAGCAGAGGAUUCCAUGAUGGAAAACAAGAAGACGGGCAAAAGUGGAAAUUGUCCGGCACAGUCAGGGGCAGAAUAGAGGUACUGAAGGCACGGACGCGCUGUCAUGUGUGCCGCAAACAGGGCCACUGGAAGCGUGAGUGUCCAGAGAGAGCCAAGAAAGGAAACCUGAAGGUGAAGGACAGUCAGAGAAGUGCACCUGCAGAAGCACAUUCAGCCGAGGUUGUUGUGAUCGAUGAGAAAGAGGAGAGCCAUGACCAGCUGUGGCAGCUGUUUCGCGAAAAGCCACCGAGAAAGCAGACUUGGAAAACAAGUGUUGAUGUCCAGCAGACUGGUUUCAGUGACACCCAUGCAACUGGAAACCAGCAGAUCCAGUAUGAAAAGAACGAAAUCAACCCUUUCACAGUGGCAUCCCAUGUCGACCUGAGCCCCGUGCCAGAACAACAGCAUUUUGCUGAAAGUUUUGUGACCGAUUUUUUUUCUGUCUCCAACGAUGAGUUUGGAUUUUCUCCAGAAGAGGUACUGAGCGCUGAGAGUGGCCUAGCUGGUUGUGAUGACCCUGAGUUAGGUAGGAACGUGAAAGUGAUCGGUGUGAUUUACCACGACGUGACAGUGCUGAUCCUAGCCAUGACACCAUACAUGAACAUGAUGGGGUUGAACAGCGGCAGCAGCGAGGAUGUCAAUGUGCAGAGCAUGCUGCAGAAUGUGGUGAACAUGGUGAAACCGGGCGAAGAUCAGAUGACCGUCAAGGAUCUGGACAAAUUUCCAGAUCUGAAGAGCGAUGGGAUCAGCUCUCCGAUUCCAGGAACAACAAUUCUCAAGGAAGGAAAGUAUGCCAAGAAGAAGGUGGUGAUGGACAUUGCCACUCAGUACGAGACCGACAAGCCCUACAUCAGCUGGGUGAGAGAUCACAUCACCCCGACGUCCUCCUUGGAGAUGCAGAAAUUCAGAGUCUACAUCCAUUUCCGCGACCAAGUGAAGAAAGCACGAGUGACGGAGAGCAAUCACAUGCAGGUACCCAUGCCCGUGGUGAUGUCCACCCAAACGGGCGGCCGCCGUCCAGAAGGGCGCAAUGUGCCAAAGACUAUGAAGACCAGGCCAAAUGCUCCAAUGGAGAGCGACAUGGAGGUGGAUGCAUGGAGCAUGGUUUCCCCGACGCAUCAGAAAAACAUGGUGCAGCGUUGGGAGCAUGUGAUCAACGAAAUGAAGGUGAAUCGCGGAGUGGCAGAGGCUCAGAUGAGAGCACAUCUCGAGCACAUGGACAAGAAGGUGGUUCCGUGUGCGGAAAAGUUUGGUUUGAAGGGUCUCAAAUCGUAUGACAUUGGGACUGGCUGGGAUUUUUUGAAUCCUGAACACCGAAAACAGUGCCGUGAAGAGAUCAAGAAACAUAAGCCUCGUGUUUUGCUGGUUUGUCCCCCUUGUGGUCCCUUCUCUCCUAUGAUUCGCAUCAGUAAGGACAAGGAAAAUCCCAAGGUUCGUGAACGAAAGACCAUUGAGGGUCGUGUUUUGCUUGCGUUUGCCAUGGAACUUUGUGAAAUGCAAAAUGAACAGGGUCGGAUUUUUUUGUUUGAACAUCCCAAAUUGGCGAGAGCACCAGUUCGAGUGCUGACGGAUGGAGGACAUGAAUUUGAAGGUGAGGUACAGGCUGGUUUUGACAGAGACAGUACAGCAACUGAGAAGACUGCAGCCUAUGCACCCUGGCAAAAUGGCACCGCAGAAAGGCAUGGGGGGAUCUGGAAGACAAUUUUUACCAAAGCUUUUGAAGAAACCCAACCAAAGAACAAGGAGGAAUUGAACGAGCUGAUCGAUCACUGCAACAAUGCAAAGAACAUGAUGAGUAGAAAACAUGGCUAUAGUCCUAUGCAGCAUGUGUUUGGAUGCGAUCUGAGAAUGCCUGACAUAACAAGCGAAACUGAUCCAUACAUUGGAGGAACACAACAGUAUCACCGUGGCGAUGCAUGUGUGAGAUCACAUGCACUCAGACUGGCAGCCAGACGUGCGAUGGUGGACUGUGACAACGCUGAAAAAGUAAAACGUGCCCUCGAACACCGGACUCGGGUCUCAACGACAUUUGAAGUGGGGCAACAUGUUUUCUAUUGGCGACCGAUCAAGCACAAAGACGCCGAUAAGAGGGGCUCUUGGUUUGGACCAGCGAGAGUUAUUGGUUUCUACGACAAUUCACGUAUCUGGAUCACUCAUGGCAAUAAAGUGUUACGCUGCUCGCCUGAACAGUUGAGAGGUCUGACAGUUGAUCAAGAAGCCGCUAUUCGUUUUGUACCCACUGAAAUACUGCAGAAAUCUGGAAAAUAUGCAAAACGUGGGGCACAAACAUUUUCUGACAUCUCGAGAGAAAAGAGACCGGCUGAUGAUGAGCAGCCACCUGAAUUUGGAACUAUCAACGAGACCAUUCGAGAACCAAAGAGAAGAAGGCAGAACACGGAAGCAGAGGCCAUCGAGGUGGACGAGGAGGAACAAGAGCAAGAACCAUCAGGCAACAUGAAUGUGAAUGUUGAAGGAGCGGUCAAUGAAGAAUCAACUGGCAUUGAUGAUGACGAAACAGAGCAGCAGACUCCUAGUGAUGUGCAGGAGCCACAACCUGAUACUGCAGGAGCAUCAUCGUAUGGGCCGAUACGUGGAAGAGCAACUCUGGAGGACAGCAGUCUGACGCAAGCUCUACGCCACUCGACAGACCUUUUGGAUAUGGGUGACAUUCGAGCGGCAAGGACACCAUAUGCAAGAGCAACAACAAACGACAGUGAUGAUGCACUGGAAUGCUUUGAGACAGAAGUUUUGCUGAAUGAAGAUUUACGUGAUGCUGAAAUACUGACCACUGACAUGAUGAAAAACUCAGCGAGGAGAUGCAAAGAGCACUACGAGACAUUUUUGGCACAAGAUCGCAGAGGAAAUGUGAAAAGGACAUACAAGGUGCAGACGAUCAAAGACGGGUGGGUCAUCAAAGGCUAUCUGGAUCCUGACAUUGACAUUCUGAUGAGACAGAGUCCCACUUUAUCAGCUGAUGGAUUAGCAAUAGCACUUCAACUGAUUGCAAGUUUUCGCUGGGAUGUACAGAUCGCGGAUGUUGAAGGAGACAUACCAAGUGAUGCGGUGAUUGAGCUGACCAAGUGCGUCUAUGGACUCAUGGAUGCACAAUUGAAGUGGUGGCGUAGCAUUGCUUCUACUCUUACGCAACUUGGAAUGAAACAAAGUGAGCUGGAUUCAUGCGUUUUCCUGUGGUUUGACAAUGAAAACCAAGACCAUUUAGGUGGUAUUCUUGCGCUUCAUGUUGACGACAUGCUUGUUGGUGGUAACAGGAACUUUCACGAAAGAGUGUUGUCUCAACUCAAGAUUAAAUAUCCCUUCAAACAUUGGGUGAAAAAUGAGGGUACUUUUCUUGGGCGAAAAAUAAAACAAAAUCAAGAAUUUUCUAUUUCAAUUGAUCAACAAGAAUAUGCCAACAAGGUUCAGUCCAUUCAAAUCAGUAAGGAGCGUCGAAAACAAAAAGACCAACCUAUCACAGCACAUGAGCUUCAACAAUAUCGUGGCAUACUGUGUGCAGCAAACUGGGUUGUGGGAAGCACUCGUCCAGAUAUUGGGGCACAUACUGCCCUGCUCCAACAACGGGUGAAUCGCGCAACUGUUGAAGAUUUGAUUGAGGCAAACAGGUUGGUUGCUCGCAUUCGAGACUAUGCACAUGUGAAAAUACAUAUUAAAUCAAUACCUUUGGAUGAAGCUUGCCUUGUGGUUACGUCCGAUGCUAGCUGGGGAAAUACUGAUACACUGGGGAGUCAGGCUGGUUACUUCAUUCUUCUUGCUGAAAGGAAAAUAUCAAAUAAUGAUUGGAGUAGCAUUUCACCGUUGCGAUGGAAAAGUUACAAGAUGGAUCGAAAAACACAGUCAACUCUUGGAUCUGAGCUGAUGAGUGCCACGAGAGCUGUGGCUGAAUGCAACUGGAUACGGUCUAUGAUUGCUGAAUUCUGUAACAAAGAGUACAGUCUGGAAAAAGAUAAGCACUGGCGAGAGAAGAUGCAUAUGAUCAUAGCUGUUGACAACAAACCUGUAUAUGACCAUGUUCAAGGUGAAGGCAUGAUUGUGAAGGACAAGAGGAUAGCUAUCGACAUGCUACUUCUUCGAAGAGAUUUACUUGCAACCAAUGCUACCAUACGCUGGGUUGAUACUCGCCAAAUGUUGAGCGAUGCACUGACAAAGAUCAACGUGAACAUCGAGUUUUUGCUUUUCGUUUUGAAAUUCAACAAAUUUAUACUGGUCAAAGAAAAUCAGAGUUUGGAAUGGCGUGCUCAAGAGAAGUUGAUUCGUGAACAAACCAAAACCAGUUCCAGAAAGAAGACAUUGAAGUGUUAG